GAGCCUUUAUUCAACCUUUAUUUAUGUAAAUGAACACAAGAAAGGAAGAAAGCCUCCAUUAUAAAAAGAAGGUACGUAUCAUUCAGUUAGUCUCUUCAGGCUCAGAUUUUGAAAAUGAAGGCCCUUUUUCUACUGACCUUUCUGGUUUUUAUUAGUUCUCCAGGUUGGGCAAAACAUAGGCACUACUACAUAGGCAUUAAUGAAACCACUUGGAACUAUGCUCCUACUGGUAAAAAUAUGCUCAACGGGAAGCCCAUUUCUGAAGAUCAAGAGUUUCAGUCCCAAGUGUAUCUGAAACACAACCAAGAUAGGAUAGGACCUGUUUAUAAGAAGGCUUUGUAUUUUCAAUAUACUGAUGAUACAUUUCAAAAAAUAAUUGAAAAACCACCCUGGUUGGGACUUUUAGGUCCGAUAAUUAAAGCAGAGACUGGAGACUUGGUGUUUAUACAUGUAAGAAAUUUUGCUUCAAGAAAGUAUAGUUUCCAUCCUCACGGAAUGACCUACACUAAAGAAAAUGAAGGCGCUCUCUAUCCUGAUAAUACUACGGGCCUGGAAAAGGAAGAUGACCAUCUGAAACCAGGGGCGAAUUACACUUACAAGUGGUUUGUGGACGAAAAGCAGGGGCCUGCCGCCAAUGACAGUAACUGCGUGACAAGGAUUUACCACUCCCAUGUGAACUCGCCCAAAGAUGUGGCUUCAGGACUCAUUGGACCAAUGAUGACUUGUAAAAGAGGCACACUGGAUGGAAACACUGAAAAAAAUAUUGACAAGUUGUAUGUUCUGUUGUUUGCUGCAAUUGAUGAAAACAAGAGCUGGUAUCUCGAGGACAAUAUUAAAAUGUAUACUGAACCCAGCCAAGUUAAUCCUAGGGAUCCUGACUUCAUGGCGAGCAAUACUAUGUACUCAAUUAAUGGAUACAUGUAUGGAAAUCUACCCACUCUCACCAUGUGUGCUGAGGACAGGGUCAGGUGGCAUUUUAUUGGCAUGGGUGAUUAUUUCGAUGUACACCCCAUCUAUAUCCAAGGACAAACUCUGAUCUCUCGGAAUCACAGAAAGGCCACCAUCACCGUCUUCCCUGCCUCAAUGGAGGAUGCCCUCAUGGUGGCCAAGGGCACUGGAGAGUGGAUGCUGGGCUGUCCGAUCUUUGAGGGUAUGAAGGCCUUUUUCAAUGUAAGGAGUUGCCAAAAUUCAUCAGCAGAUGUUACUGGGACGGAUGUUAUACAUUACUAUAUUGCUGCUGAAAAAAUAUUUUGGAACUAUGCUCCAACUGGUAUAGAUUUCUACACUGAAAAAACUUUAACAGCAGAGGGGAGUGAAUCCCAGAUAUAUUUUGAACAAGGCCCAACCAGAAUUGGAGGAACUUACCAAAAACUAGUUUACCGUGAAUACACAGAUGCUUCCUUCCAAACACAGAAGGCAAGAGAAGAGCACCUUGGAAUCCUUGGCCCCGUCAUCAAGGCAGAGGUGGGACAGAUCAUCAAGGUCACUUUCUAUAACAAUGGUCCUCUGCCGCUCAGCAUUCAGCCUCAGGGACUGCGUUACAGCAAAGACAAUGAGGGCUCAUUCUACAAAACACCUGGAGGAAGCACCCCUCCAGCCUCCUCACAUGUAGAUCCUGGCACAACAUUUGUCUAUACGUGGCAAGUUUCUCCAGAUGUGGGUCCUACCUCCACGGACCCCGACUGCCUGACCCAUUUAUACUAUUCCUCAGUCAAUGGGACAAAAGACACGAACACUGGCCUUGUAGGGCCUCUCCUCGUGUGCAGAAAGGGGAGUCUUGGAGAGGAUGGCAAACAGAAGGGAAUAGACAGAGAGUUUUACCUACUUGCUGCAAAAUUUGAUGAAAAUGAUAGUUAUCUCCUGGAUGAAAAUAUUAGAAAAUUUACCACAGAGCCUGAAAAUGUGACUAAAAAGGACCCAGGCUUCCAAAACUCUAAUGUCAUGAACUCCAUGAAUGGAUACAUGUAUGGAAAUCUGCCAGGACUGGAUAUGUGCUUAGGAGACAAUGUUUCAUGGCACCUUCUUAGUGUGGGAUCAGGGCCAGACUUAUAUGGAAUAUAUUUUUCAGGAAAUACCUUCAUUAUCCAAGGACAAAGGGGCGACACUGUUCCUCUGUUUCCCCAUACUUCUGAGACAGUUUUCAUGACACCUGAUUCCAUAGGAAAUUUUGAUGUGGUUUGUCUGACUUCAGUGUUCUAUCAAGGAGGCAUGAAAAAUAAAUACGAAGUGAAGCAGUGUUCAGAGCCGCACCCUGAUCAAACACAGUACCAAGAGAAAAUUAUUUAUAUCGCAGCUGAGGAAAUUGUGUGGGAUUAUUCUCCUAGCAGGGAGUGGGAGAAAGAACUGAAACGUUCACAAGGAGCAGGGAAUACUACAGACAUAUUUUUGGAUAGGACUGGGAAGUUUCUUGGGUCCAAAUACAAGAAAGUUGUAUAUCGUCAAUAUGAUGAUAUCACAUUCACAAACAAAACAAAGAGAAAUGAAGAUGAAAUACAUCUGGAUAUUCUAGGUCCUUUAAUAUUUGCCACCCCUGGUGAGAAACUCCGAAUUAUCUUUAAAAAUAAAGCCUCAAAUCCAUAUUCUAUUUAUGCUCAUGGAGUGAAAACACACAAUUCCACCAUUGUUCCAACACAGCCAGGAGAGACCCAAACAUACCUUUGGGAGAUCCCUGAAAGAAGUGGUCCUACCUCACAUGACUUUGAAUGCAUAACUUUCUUUUAUGCUUCCAGUGUGAACCAAGUUAAGGAUCUUAACAGCGGACUGGUAGGUCCUUUGAUAAUAUGUCGCAACGGAACCAAAGCUAGCAUCGUUCACCGUGUGCUGUACUUCAUGAUUUUUGAUGAGAAUGAAUCCUGGUACUAUGAAGAAAAUAUCAACACCUAUUCUCUAAAUCCGAACCAAGUAGACAGAAAUGAUUUUGAGUUUCAGAUCAGCAACUUUAUGCACGCAAUUAACGGAAGAAUGUUUGGAAAUAACCAAGGUCUGACGUUUCACGUUGGGGAUGAAGUGAAUUUCUAUCUGAUUGGCUUGGGAGGUAUAUAUGACCUGCACACAGUUCAUUUUCACGGCCACAGCUUUGAAUUCAAGGAUUCUGGGCUGUUUCGCUCUGAUGUUUAUGACCUUCCUCCUGGAGUCUAUCGAACUGUAAAAAUGUUUCCAAAAGAUGUUGGAACCUGGUUAUUUCAUUGCCAUGUUAGCAGUCACAUUACCGAUGGAAUGGAAAGCACUUACACUGUAAUCGAAAAGCGUAAAUACCUCCCUGAGGGCCAGCUGAGUGGCUCAAUGCUCUAA
Hipposideros armiger (great roundleaf bat) is the source of this 3291-nucleotide messenger RNA. Its product is annotated as ceruloplasmin-like. NCBI's taxonomy places the organism in Eukaryota, Metazoa, Chordata, Mammalia, Chiroptera, Hipposideridae. The transcript has 20 exons. The record is from RefSeq and is a predicted model, not a curated record. Gene Ontology annotation, cellular component: plasma membrane. Gene Ontology annotation, molecular function: oxidoreductase activity; copper ion binding. Bases 115 to 3291 code for a protein of 1058 amino acids. Gene Ontology annotation, biological process: iron ion transport.